Neodiprion virginianus is the source of this 2201-nucleotide messenger RNA. RefSeq lists its product as uncharacterized. Bases 270 to 2198 code for a protein of 642 amino acids. The record is from RefSeq and is a predicted model, not a curated record. The transcript has 2 exons. NCBI's taxonomy places the organism in Eukaryota, Metazoa, Arthropoda, Insecta, Hymenoptera, Diprionidae.
CAGAAAUGUGUUCGAGAUUGUUACUUUAGUUUCAAAUUCUUGGGUAAUUUGACUACAGGCCAAAAUCGUGUCCAGCAUUAUUGAAUAAUGAUUGUACAAUCCAUCAAACCUUGUCCAUUAAGGUGACGUGUUAUUGACAGUGAUAAUUGAUGGAGAACAUUAGCAGUUGUAACGCCGUAUGUUGGCCACUUUUCUCAACCUUUUAUUAUUACUAAAGUCAGUCUUUGAACUAGAAAUCAAGAAUUACGGUACCAGUAUUUUUCGGCAGUAUGCAUCGUAACCAAUCUCUUCUUAUAAUUGUUACCCUAGUUUUUUUAUUACUUGGAGGCGGUACCGGUUCACUGAAAUCGAUUCUAGAAACUGGAAGAGAUUUUCACGUUGAACAAUCGUCAAACUGGAUCGUAUUCUUCUACCGGAAGUGUCUGGUGAAUGCCGGAAACCCGAUUGUAUUGGCUGGAAACAUCAAUAAAAAAAUGACAGUUUCUAUCCACCGUUCGAUGAAGACGACGAUCAUCUUAUUCACGGAACCAGUCACGACCCUGGAUCAAAUUUACUCCAGGACGAAGGGGACCAGUCACUUUUAUGACAAAAGACACUUCCGGUACCAGUCGAAGGCGGGGGGCUUCUUGGUGGCCGCAAAGUCUCGGCCAGUCCUGGGGGUCAUGAUAGAUAAACUGAAGACUUCGAGGUGGUGGAAUCACUCGGCACUCUUCAUAAUCAUCGGUGAAGAAUCUGAUAACCACGGAUGCCACAACGCCUACAGCUUUCUCUGGACGGCCUGGCAAGCUGGUAUGCUUUCGGCGGUGUAUUUGUGCCGCGAAAAGGAAACUGCAGGCCUGACUCUCUUCGCUUACCAUCCCUUCAGAGACCAUGUUCCAACCGCCGGUUGGGAGAGGGUGGCGAGUUACGCAGGACGGAAUGGUCAUCCUUGGACUCUUUUCCGGCGGCAACUCGAUGAGAUUACUGAAAAAACGUACGCGAUUAACUGCGGUGAAAUAUUGUUCGAGAAGACUGCGAACCUGAACGGAUAUCCGGUGCGUGUUAACGCGAUGAACAUAUCGCCGAAGCUUACGUUUUCGGCGAUGAACGAUGCGGACACUCUCAAAGUGCACAGCUACUCCGGGGAAGACGGCUGGCUGGCUUCGACUCUUUGGAGCUUCUUGAACGUCACUUUAAUUCAUGUACCCUACAACGGUGAUUGGGGAAUGGGAUUUACUGAGGCGAAUGGCUCCCACUUCGGAAUGAAGGCCGACAUCGCGAGUGGCAGGGUCGACAUUGGGCUUAACCAGCGUUACGCGCAGCCGGAUUUCGGCCUGGGAACGACCUAUCCUCACAUCAGUGCGAGCUAUUGCUUCAUGACUAAAUCCAAGGAGAACGUUCCCUUCCUGGUUGAUUUGACGAGGGGCAUGAACUGGUGGAUCGGACUGCUGACUUUGGGCUCUGCUUUGGUGCUGACGCUGUUGUUGGACUGCCUCGAAGGCCGAGGGUAUCGAUACGCCUGGUUAAACGUACUGCGAAUUGUCAUUUCGAACAGUCUGAUACGACCCCCGCGUCGGUUUUCGGCCAGAUUACUAUUCUUGGGAGGCAUGCUGGUUUGCGGUACGAUGAAUGUACUCUUUCAAGGAAAGAUGUCAGCUCUCGUUGCCAAGCCCAGGAGCUACGAGAACAUUGAGACUCUGGAUGAGCUCGAAAAAUUCGGAUUCGAUAUGCACGGUUUUAUCUCUUUCAAGAAGUUUAUAUGGCGUGAUCGACUUCGGGAGAGAUUUGUGGAUUCCCAAGAUGACCUUGAGUGCUUUAAACGCGUUAUCGACGGCCUACCCAUCGCUUGUGCUGGUCACUGCAUCAAUCUUUGGGAACAGUCUAAACUGGAUAACAGAUUUCAUGUUGCCGAAGAGCUCAUUUUACGAUACUAUAGCUACUAUUUGACCAGAACCGAUUGGCCUCUUCUACAACGCGUUGAUGUCCUCAUCUCUAGGAUGGUGUCGGCUGGUUUACCAAAUAUUUGGAGACGCUUUACGCUGUGGAAUGUCAAGGUCAGGACUCACUCGAUAGAUCGCAAUUCGUCAUAUCCUGAGACUUGGCUCGUCAAACUCAAUGAUCUUCACAUCUUGUUCUACGCUUAUAUGAUGGCCCUGUUUUUUGCUCUGCUUGUCUUCGCUAUCGAACUAGUAUGCUCCAGAUGGAUGAGAAGGAAGUAAAAU